Molecule: messenger RNA, 600 nt
Organism: Fomitiporia mediterranea MF3/22
Lineage: Eukaryota; Fungi; Basidiomycota; Agaricomycetes; Hymenochaetales; Hymenochaetaceae
Product: ribosomal protein S5 domain 2-like protein
Exons: 1
Coding region: 1-600 (199 amino acids)
Biological process (GO): translation
Cellular component (GO): ribosome
Molecular function (GO): RNA binding; structural constituent of ribosome
Source: RefSeq, a predicted model, not a curated record
AUGAACGAAGGCAAAGACGCUCGGAUCAUAAUCGCAGGCAAAAAAGACGUUGCAGUGCAUAACUACCCACUCGUUCGGAGACGCGUGACGCAGCAGACUGGGAAGGGGAAGAAACAUCGGAUUUACUCGCUUCAUGUCGUUGGGAAUGGGGAUGGACUUGUUGGGUAUGGAGAGGGUAAACAUGCAGAGGUUAGUGAAGCGAAUAAGAAGGCGUUUAUUGAAGCUGUUCGGAAUAUGGAUGCUGUGGAUCGGUUUGAACGCCGUACGAUUUGGACGGAUAUGUCGAUUAAGCUUGGUUCGACGAGGAUACUUAUGCGACCACGCCCCGUCGGGUUUGGCUUGCACUGCAACCCGAAUAUUCAUCAGGUGCUCAAGGCGGCGGGUAUUAAAGACGUUAGUGCGAAGGUCUGGGGAAGUAGAAAUCCGAUCCAAGUGGUUAAAGCGACGUGCAUGCUUAUACAGGCUGGAAAUGCACCGCUGUCGAUGGGUAAUGGUAUUGGAGGGAAGGGAAAGAGAUUGGAUGCAGGUGUUGGAAUGCGGAACAAGGAGUCGAUUGAGCGGGAUCAUGGCCGGAAACUUAUGGAUGGGCGAACAUGGUAG